CCCACGCCGCAGAGGAGUGGCCAUUUGCCGGAGCGCCACUCUCACCUUCCCACCCCACGUUCCCACGCUUGAGGUGCGGUUGAUCCGCCAACACCGGGCGCCCUCUCCGUCCCGCCCUCCGGUUGUCCCGAAGCCCCCACUCUCUCCCGCCACCUCCGCCGCUCCCCCCCAUCCACGCCGCCCACGCCCCUCCCGCCCACACGCUGACAAGCCUUCGCAUCUCCGCAAGGCAUAUACCUUCCGUGCUCGCUCCCUUCCUUCUUGUUCCCAAUUUCGCCAGCCGCGACGCUCUUUCUCCAUUCCAUUGGAUCUCGGUCAGCCGGCCGGAUGCUCAGGCUGCUAGCUGCCCGGUGUUAAUGAACUGCAAGCUUCAGAAAAUAUAAAUUUUGUGCCUGCAUUCUAGGAAAUCACUUCAGCAGCUCAUUUGCACUAUGUCCUACACAAGCUGUUUGAAGAAACAUCCCCUGAGACUAAUCUUUCCAUAUGCCAAUUCCAUCCUCCGAGCGUCUUUGGAAAAAGGCUCCCCACAUAAGUCACUGAUGGACUAUAGCACUAUGCUCCAUUUUACCACAUUUUGCCCUGAUUACAGAACAUAUGUUCUCCUCCUCAGAGCUUGUUCAAAAUGUUCAGACAUCUAUGCUGCCAUGCAAAUUCAUUCACAUCUCACUAAAGCUGGGUUGUUAUGUAAUCAAGAUAUAAUAGCUCCACUUUUGAGGUUGUAUAUCGAUCAUGGUCGCAUGAUGGAAGCAUGUGAACUGUAUUGGCCAAUGCUUGAGUGGAGUACCGAUCCUUUCCAUGGUAAUUUGAUGCUUAUGGGAUUCUUGAAGGGAGGACAGCUAGACAAAGCAUAUCAGAUUUUCAAGAGGAUGCCUGUCAAGGACCUGGUCUCGUGGAAUUCAGUGAUUGCAGGUGCAGCAAGGAGCUCCCACCUGAAAGAUGCAAUGAAUCUUUUCAGCAGGUUGGUCAAUUCAGGCCUUGUGCCUGACGGUUUUUCAUUCUCUUCAGUCCUGUCUGCUUGUGCUCGAGCUGGUGCCCGAUGUUAUGGUAUGUGGGUUCAUCAACUGAUGGAUGAGCUGGGGGUGGAGAAGAAUCAUCUUUUAAUCUCAGCACUGGUUGAUAUGUAUGCUAAAUGUGGAAGGAUUGAUGUGUCAGUUGAGAUAUUCAACAACGUUAAGAGAAAACACCUGUCCACAUGGAACACGAUGAUUAGUAGCCUGGCAGGGCAUGGUCUUGGAUCUGAUGUGGUGAUGCUGUUCCACAGGAUGGAACUUUCAGGUGUGGUUCCUGAUGGGGUUACAUUUAUUGCACUAUUGACAGCAUGUAGCCAUUGUGGUAUGGUUGAAGAGGCUCGUCAGUACUUUGAAACGAUGUCUACAAAGUAUUCAAUCACUCCAAAGGUUGAACACUACGGCGCAAUGGUGGAUACACUGUCACGAGCUGGGCUGCUGGAUGAAGCAUACAACUUGGUGAGGUCAAUGGCCGUGAAGCCUGAUGCUGUGAUAUGGAGGGCAUUACUUAGUGCUUGUCGUAGGUACCAUCAAACCAAAUUAGGUGAUGUCACUAUUGAACAGAUAACAUGUCAGGGCAGCGGUGAUUAUACGCUUCUUUCAAAUAUCUACUCAUCAAUAAACAGGUGGGGUGAUUCAGAGGAAGUAUGGAAAGAGAUGAAGAAAAAGAAGGUACGUAAGAUCAAGGGCUUGAGUUGGGUUGAAUUAGGGGGGAGCACCCAUGAAUUCAAAGCUGGUGAUCGAUCUCAUCCUGAUUCUGAUGAUAUCUACAGAGUGCUGCAUGGCUUGUUGAAAAAAGCGAAGGCUGAAGGUUAUACCCCAUCCACUGAAUUAGUAACAAAAGAUGUAUCACAGGAGGAAAGAGAAGAAAACCUCAGCUUCCACAGUGAGAAGCUUGCAGUGGCUUAUAGUGUUCUUAAGACUGGUCCAGGGACAGAAAUAUUGGUGUCAAAGAAUCUGCAGGCAUGCGGUGACUGCCAUGAAUGGAUGAAGAUAAUUUCAAAGGCACUUUGUCGUGUUAUAAUUAUGAGGGAUAGAGUUCGAUUUCACCGCUUUGAAAGCGGGUGCUGCUCCUGUAAAGAUUACUGGUCCAACAAAACCUUUGAUGCCCUUUUCUACUCCAUUUUACAAUGUCCUUAUAUUCUAUUUGCUGUGCACCUGAAAUCACUCCAGUGCUACGAUAUUCAGGAAAAGGUUUCUGGAGGCAAGACCGACUGCCCUGCAACUAUCCUUGUCUUUGAUAUUGAAACUACUGGCUUCUCACGCCGUGGUGAUAGAAUUAUUGAGUUUGCUGUACGUGAUCUUAUGGGUGGAAAGAAUAGCACUUUUCAGACACUUAUAAAUCCUGAGAGAGAGGUAAAAAAUGCAGCUGUUCAUGGUAUCAGCACCAAGAUGGUUUGCAGUUCUGAUAUCCCAAGAUUUGGGGAGUUUAUCCCCAUUCUACUACAAUACGUUUGGAGUCGUCAAGUUGCUGGUAAACCAGUUAUGUGGGUUGCUCAUAACGGGAAAACCUUUGAUGUGCCCUUUCUCAUCUUUGAGUUCCAACGUUGCAAACAAGAGAUGCCUGCUGACUGGCUGUUUGUGGACACACUUCCUAUUGCAAGACAGUUAGUUGAUUCCGAUGGUCACGGGUCUGAGUCUUGGAAAGAACCUCUUGCAGAAAUGCAGGGCAAGACUGCGUACAAAAGACCCAAAGUGGUCGGACCCUGCGCAAGUGGGAGCUACGUGCACCGGGCUGCCCUUUCUGUUUUUUUUAUAAAAUAAUUGCUUAGUAGUUCAUGGACAAAUAAGGAGUUAUAUUCCUCCAACUGAUUCACAAUUAAACAUUUUGCUUGUGCAUGAUUUUCCUACUAGU
Triticum dicoccoides is the source of this 2862-nucleotide messenger RNA. Its product is annotated as pentatricopeptide repeat-containing protein At5g50990-like. The transcript is spliced from 6 exons. Gene Ontology annotation, molecular function: protein binding; zinc ion binding; RNA binding. Bases 432 to 2771 code for a protein of 779 amino acids. The record is from RefSeq and is a predicted model, not a curated record. NCBI's taxonomy places the organism in Eukaryota, Viridiplantae, Streptophyta, Magnoliopsida, Poales, Poaceae. Gene Ontology annotation, biological process: RNA modification.